CAGCCAUGGUUUCUUUUAUUAUUAAUGUAGUGAAAUUCGUCAUAUUUAAAAAUGUUAAUAUUGUAAAAUAUAGAUUAGUAUUAAAUAAAGAUAGAUGGAAGAAACUCGAAACUUUAUAACCGAACAUUUUUGUUCUACCAAGUAAGCCUUCUUUGAGUGGAUGGUUUAUCAGAGUCUGUGCCGUUUUACUUGUAUCAUUUAAUUCGUCUGGAGAAAUGCUCACAAAACAGAAACUAUUUGUCAUGGAAAGUUCCUUAUUUCUGUCCUCUUACUCCAUGCUAUAAGUCGUAAAAACAAAACAAUCCUUAAUCUAAUAAACUCAUUCGUUUUAGCCAUGUUGAAACAGAUCAGUUCUUCUGAAAGAACUGUUGAUUCAGUUCAGUUCCUUUCAGAAGAACUGAACUGAUAGUUCUUUUGACCAGUUCAUCUGAACUUGGAACUAUGAACUGUCCUACCCCUACCUAAGAUGCAGCGUCAUUCCUUUCGUAUAUAUUAUUAGCUAAAAAAUUUGUAUAAAAUUUUAAUUAUUAUCUCUCAAGUGGUUUCCUUUGAGAACACAAAGAGUACUUACAGUCUUGUUGAUAAAUGAAUUUUUUUCUUUUCAUGUAAAUGAGAACGCUUUUUUCAUUCUUUUAUUUUUCUACUUGAGACACUAUAAACAAAAUUUUAUCGCAUAAACAGAGUUAAUCACGAGCAUAAUAUAUAAAUAGACAGUAUAAUUCGUCGUUUUCUUUGCGUUAUAAUCUAUUAAUAAGAUUUUUUAGCUUAUCUUUGUUGGAAUUGACCUAUGAGAACAUUAUUCCAAUGUGUGAUAAACAACGGCAUAAAUUGUAAUAGAAUAUUUAAUUCGAAUAUUGGUAUAAAAUAUUUCAGAAGAGAAUUUUGAAGUUAAUUGGUUUUAACAUAAUAUCUCUUAUAUUGAAUGUUUUUUUUCUUUUAGAUAAAUCAAUUAAAAUGUCUUCAGAAAUAGAUUACAAUUCAUUAUUAAUAUCAAUACAAACAAAUUUAUAUAAAUACGGUGGACCAAUUUUGAUGAUUCUGGGUACUGUAAGUUGCGUACUAAAUUUGAUUGUUUUUACAAAAAAGAAUCUACGUAAAAAUCCAUGUGCAAUAUAUUUGGUAGCAUAUAAUAUUGGUAAUCUUCUACAGAUUUAUACAACUAUGUUAUUAGCGAUACUAUCAAUUGGUUAUAAUAUCGAUCCUACUUUAUAUAGUCUGAGUUUCUGUCAUUUUCGUUAUUAUACACUGCUUUUGUCUACUAUUUUAAGUCCAACUUAUUUAAUAUUGGCAUCAAUUGAUCGAAUAUUAAUCACUUCACCAAAUGCUUUAACAAGACAACGAAGCACCUUACGUCUAACUUAUAUAUCCAUCAUAGGUGUAACAUUAUUUUGGUUAUUAGUUCAUAUUCAUGCAUUAUUUCUAACGCAUAUUAUAGAACCGCUACCAAAUAUUAUCAUUUGCUCUUUCCAGCCUGGAUUCUAUGUAACAUUCAUAAACUAUUAUAUAAUUUUAAUCCAAGAUAUUCUUAUUCCUUUACUGAUGAUUACUUUGGGAGUGUGGACUGUGAGAAAUCUUCGAAAAAGACGUCAGAUCAUUCUUAUUACUGUCAGCACAGCUAUUGUUGCUGUGCGUCCUACUCAUUCAAAAGAUAGUCAACUUAUUCAUGUUUUAAUUAUUGAUAUUAGUAUAUAUAUUAUCUUCAGUGCACUGAUGCCACCUGCUCUUAUGUACUUACAGAUAGUUCAAACUCAAUCAUCUAGUUUUGCUGAACUUGAACUCGCAACCUUACUUAUGACUGUUGCUAUUUUCAGUUCUUAUAUCCCAUUUUGUGUUGGCUUCUAUACCAAUUUUCUCGUGUCUAAAAAAUUUCGAUUUGAAUUGGAUGGUAUUUAUAUCUUCAGUGAUAUUGAAAUCCUACAAGAAGAAUGGACAACGAAAUGGCAAAAAAUCAAGAGUGUUCAUAGCAACAUCGGUGACUUUUGCAGAGCAUUACAAUCGGGUAUCAAGACAUACAAUCAAGAUUCGAUUGCCAUGAGUUUUUUUACUGUAAAUGAAAUGGAUUCAACUUAUAAUUUAAAUCAGUUGGAACCAACAUUCAUGUACACUCAAAUAUUCAAGGAUAUUCUUCUUGAUAUGGAACAUGAUGAACAAGCGAUCAAACAAUUUACUUCAUACUGUCGACAAAAUAAAUCCGGAUCGGAAAAGAAUAUUGAUCAAUUUGAAAAACAUUAUGAUACUCAGUCAGCUAUUUGGUGGUAUACUUAUCCAUCAUUUAUCUACUCUAUGCUCAACGAUGGUCUUCGAACAAUGAACGCUGAUAUAAUUAUUAAUAUGGGUUUUUUCCUACGUGAUGUACAUGAACAAAUUCAACAGUUAUAUGAACAACAAGUCAGCACCUAUGAAAGAGAAUCUUUCGUAGUUUAUCGAGGACAAGGACUUUUGAAAUCAGACUUCGAAAAACUUCAGAAAAUACAAGGCGGCUUAAUGUCGUUUAACAAUUUUCUGUCCACCAGCAGGCAUAAAGAAGUAUCCAUCGGUUAUGCUUGUAUUGCUUCAACAAUACCGGACAAGAUAGGCAUUCUAUUUGUAAUGUUAAUUGAUCCUUCUAUAAAAUCAGCACCAUUUGCCUCCAUCAAAGACAAGAGCUAUUUUAAGGAAGAAAAUGAAAUUCUCUUCUCAAUGCAUACCGUCUUUCGAGUGAGUGCAAUUAAAGCAAUAGGCAUUAACAAUCAACUUUAUCAAGUUGAACUACAGUUAACGUCGGACGACGAUCAACAACUACGAUUGCUUACUGAUCGGAUGCGAGAAGAAGUUCGUGGUAUUGGAUUGCAGAGAUUGGGUGGCUUAUUAGUUAAAGUUGGUCAAUUUGAUAAAGCUGAAGAACUUUAUAACAUAUUACUCGAACAGCCAUCUAAUAAGGGUCAAAAGCAUCUUUAUUAUAAUCAACUAGGGUAUGUCAAAGAUCACCAGGCUGACUAUGAAAAGGCUAUUUGGUAUUACGAACAAGACCUUCAAAUCUGUGAAAAAAUUCUUCCUUCAAAUCAUCCUCAUUUUGGUAUUUCAUACAACAAUAUCGGUUGUGCGUAUGACAAGAUGGGAGAGUACUCGAAAGCAAUUUCAUUUUACGAAAAAGCACUUCAGAUUCAACAAAAAACUCUUCCU
Adineta steineri is the source of this 3162-nucleotide messenger RNA. NCBI's taxonomy places the organism in Eukaryota, Metazoa, Rotifera, Eurotatoria, Adinetida, Adinetidae. The record is from the annotation of a GenBank genome assembly.